Molecule: messenger RNA, 1704 nt
Organism: Monomorium pharaonis (pharaoh ant)
Lineage: Eukaryota; Metazoa; Arthropoda; Insecta; Hymenoptera; Formicidae
Product: odorant receptor 4
Exons: 3
Coding region: 1321-1587 (88 amino acids)
Biological process (GO): sensory perception of smell; detection of chemical stimulus involved in sensory perception of smell
Cellular component (GO): plasma membrane
Molecular function (GO): olfactory receptor activity; odorant binding
Source: RefSeq, a predicted model, not a curated record
AUGCAAUUUUCUAUGUCGCAGAGCAUUGCAUGCAAAUGUGUGUGUGUGUGGGGGGGGGGGCAUGUGCGCGCGCGCAUGUGUAUGUACAUUCAAAAAAGAAUUGACGAUUGUCACAUACACUCACAUACAACGCUUUGCGUAUGACACAAAAAAUCGCACGAAUUUUUGAAUCCUAUACAUAAAAUCGAGAUCCCUAUCAAGCUAGUCCCCGCUCCCUACCAGCGCAAAAAAAUCCGCACAUAUAUAAAAAUUUCGUGCUCUUUUGUUGCUAAUUUGUUACCCUAUUCCGAAUUUUGUUGGUUGAACCGUUUGGCAAGAAACGGCGUUUGAAAGGGAUAGGGCCUGCUUGCCAUCAAGCUACCCUUCCCAUAAUAAAAAAAAAAUUCAAAUUGAAAAAAUGAAUACACCAGAAUUUGUUUCUUUUUUGUUGCUCUAAGAUAGCGCAAACAUUUUGCAAUUAUAACAUUGUUUAAGAUAUGCUCAUAUCUACUAAGUAUUGGUAUAAAGGUUUUUUUUUUAAUUGUCGCAUUUCCAAAAUGUUUUCAUGCUAUUUUGGAGCAACAAAAUAGCAACAAGUUAUGAUAUACGCAUUUUUUUAUUUGAAUACUCUGAAUAUAUUUUUAUGUAUAAUACUGGGGGGGGGGCAGCUUGACAAAAAUUCUGGCCCCACAACACAAGAGAAAACCAAUGUAGAGCACAAUUAAAAAAUUGCGCAAAAAGAUUGCGCAAAAAUUUGUUGCUUUUUUGGUGCUCCAAGAUAGCGUUAACAAAUUUCGGAAAAACAAAAUUGUCUAAAUAAUACCAUUUUAACAAAUAUUAGGUAUGUGACUUAUAUAGCUAUGAUAUAAAAGACUUCAUUAUUCGAAUGAUCGCGGUCUUAAAAUUUUCUGUGGAUAAUGCCUGUUCAAUAUUUGGAACGCUUGAUUUUGUUGUUUGAUAAUAAAUGGGGAUAAAUAAACAAUUUCUCUAUGCGACCACUACGCGGCGUUAUGUGCUACUUCAUACCCUGACAGAUAGUCGAAAGAUUUUGUUGCUCGAAUGAACGCGGUUUUAAAAUUUUCUGUGGACGUAUAUUAAUUUUAAUAUUUAAUUUCUCCUUAAAGGUAUACUGACUUUAUAAUUUCCGUUUAUGCGACGAUUCUUUCUAUUUUGAUCGUAGUUGGUGUUUCCUCUUUAAGUAUCAAUCUUUUUCAAGUGAGUAAGUUUUUCUUUCUCUAAUUUAUUACUAAUCGCUUAAUAAUUAAUAUUUUAUUCUAGCUUUUUCAACUUAUAACAAUACAAAAAGAUAUUUGUAAUAUAUGUGUAACUGUUAUACUUAUAAUGUGUCAUUUGACUUAUAUGUUUAUUCUUAAUUAUGUCGGACAAGAAAUAAUAAAUCAUGGAUUACAGUUUUUCAAAGCAAGCUAUAAUGGUUUAUGGUAUAAAGCACCUUUGCAUAUACAAAAAUUAUUAUUAUUUAUAAUGCAAAAAGGAACAGUAAAUACUGUUUUUAUAUGUGGCAAAAUAUAUGUUGGAUCCUUAGAAGGCUUUGCUACGCUUACAAGUACGGCAGUAUCAUACUUUACAAUGAUUUAUUCUGUGCGAUAACAUAUUGAAAAAAAACUUAUAUUAAGCAGAGUUUUAUCAAAUUAAUAAAAUGAAAUAAAUUAUUAUAAAAUUAAUUAAGAUUUAGAACAGAAUUGAUUAAAAAUUCCAUCGAAUAUU